Messenger RNA from Miscanthus lutarioriparius, 1683 nucleotides. The record is from the annotation of a GenBank genome assembly. NCBI's taxonomy places the organism in Eukaryota, Viridiplantae, Streptophyta, Magnoliopsida, Poales, Poaceae.
AUGGCCUCCGCCGACGCCGCCAAGCCCGCGACCCCGCCCGCCGCGGAUCCGACCGCCGACGACCCCAUGGACGCCGACCCCGCGCCCCCCGCGGGGGAGGAGGAGAAGGAGGAGGAGGCCACGCCGCAGAAGCAGCAGCAGCAGCCGGAGAAGAAGCGGGGCGGCCGCAGGAAGAAGGGCGAGGCGGCCGCGGCCGCCGCCGCCGCCGACCCCAUGGACGCCGACCCCGCGCCCCCCGCGGGGGAGGAGGAGAAGGAGGAGGAGGCCACGCCGCAGAAGCAGCAGCAGCAGCCGGAGAAGAAGCGGGGCGGCCGCAGGAAGAAGGGCGAGGCGGCCGCCGCGGCCGAGAAGAAGACGCCGACGUCCAAGAAGUCGGCCGGCCCCGCGGUCGAGCGCCCGUCCAGGGAGAGGAAGACCGUCGAGAGGUACGCGGAGCUUGCGCCGCGCGCCACGCCCGCCAAGAAGUCCCCCGCUAUUGUCCAGGGCUCUGGAACGAAGCUCAAGGACAUACCCAAUGUUUCAUUCAAACUAUCAAAGAGAAAGACUGAUGAGAAUCUCCAGAGCCUUCAUACUGUAUUGUAUGGGAGAAAAUCAAAUAACCAUUUUUUGAAGAGAAACAUAUCUCAAUUUUCUGGGUUUGUUUGGACAGACAAUCAAGAAAAGCAGAGGAACAGAAUAAAGGAAAAGCUUGAGAAAUUUAACAAGGAGAAGUUGCUAGAUUUUUGUGAAGUACUGGACAUUAAUGUAAAAGUAACUACAAAGAAGGAAGAAGUUUCUGCCAAGCUCUUGGAGUUUUUGGAGUCUCCUUAUGUUACCAGGGAUGUUGUUCUCACUGAUAAAAAGAAGGGGAAGAAACGUGGAAGGAAAUCUAAGGCAACUUCUGAAGGUGCUUCUGCAGAGAAGAAAAGGAAAAGAGUCCAGAAACAAGCAGCUGAAGAUGGUAAAGAGAAUGAUGAUGAGGAUGAUGCUGAUCCUGCUGGUUCUGAGGAUGCAUCGGCAGGAGAGGAAGCUGAUGGGGACUCUGAGGCAAAUGAUCAUGCUGUGAGUGAUGAUGAACCUGAUGAGCCUCCAGCAAAGAAAAAGUCUACAGAUGCUAAACAGGCUAAGAAAGAAACUGGUUCUGAUGCAAAGGAAAAGGAUACACCAGGAAAAAAGGGUUCAACGAAACCUGCAAAAGGUGCAUCAAAGCCUUCUCAAAACAGUAAAAAUGAGCCUGAGGUAGAGGUUAAAAAGGUCGGCAAGAGGGCAAAGAGUUCAAAAGAAAGUGUUGUGUCACCAGAUUCAAAUAAGUCAAACAAGAAGGUUCCUAUAUCCAAAAAGGAUGAUGGAAAAGAAACCCAAAACAAUAAAGCUGCCAGGUCAUCCAAUAAGAAUAAAGGAAAAGGCAAGGGUGGUGCAGCUGCUGGGACUGCCCCAACCACUGAACAGCUUCAUGCUGUUGUUAGCAGCAUUUUGAAGGAAGUUGACUUCAACACAGCAACUUUGGCUGAUAUUCUCAGACAAUUAGGUACCCAUUUUGAAAUGGACCUCAUGGACAGAAAAGCAGAAGUAAAGCGCAUCAUAGAAGAGGUAAUAAAUAGUAUGUCUGAUGAUGAAGGUGAGGAAGACUCAGAAGAUGAAGCAGAAGACAAUGGUAAGGUGGAGAAGUCAAAGAGUGAUCCUGAUGGAGGUGAAGAGAAGUGA